AUGGGUUACCUCGACCAUCGCAGAAAGCAGCUUGAUCAGAGUGCCGACCAGAAAUGGGAUUACAUUAAUCUGAACGACUUCAAGGCUAGGGGAUGUGGUCCUGGUUUCGCAUACUUCUGGCUUUGGCUGUUGCUUUUCAUCUCGGUUGCUGUCUAUGCGCUCGACUCCUUUACAGCCGUCAACCUGCUCAUCUUGAAUAAGUGGUCGUCCAAGAUUCGACCCGGUAUCCCAUUCCAAUAUUCCAAGUGGAUCUUCUCGGGAUGUAUUCUUCUAUCGUUUAUCAACUUCGCCUAUGAGGCAUGGCGCGCCGUUCGUGUCAUAAAGAGGAACAAUGUUGCCGAAAGUUAUCUCGACCCUCUGGCGGUCAGAUGGGAAUCCAUCCGCAUGGGCUCUGGUCAGGGGUGGAAACGAUUCCUCGUCUUCGCCGAACUGACCAAGGGCCAGAAGGGUGCCGAAUACGCGGCUCUCUUCACAUACUUUAGUUUGCAGUCCUGGAUCCGGGUCCUCAUCUGCUCAGGCCCUCGCCAGGUGAUCAAUGCCUUUACCUUCCGGGACGUGUACGUCAGUAAGCUGGACGUGAGCGACCAAAACGCGGGGAAUGGAUUCCUCAAGUUUUGGGAGAAGAUUGGUGCCCUGGCAAAUGAAGAUUACCAGCAGGCACUUAUGUUGGGAGCCAUGGCCUUCACCUUCGUUGUUUGGGUCUUCACUCUCAUCUUCUUCCUCACUGCAGUUAUCAUUUAUUUCACUUUCCUCUGCCACUGGAUUCCAAGAGCAGACGGCGGCCUUGUCGGAUACUGUGAACGCAAAGUCAACUCACGCUUGAAGAAGGUUGUCACUGCCAAGGUCAACCGAGCUCUUGCCAAGGGUCAGCAGCAGUUGAUGAAGGAGGAAUAUGUAACCGUUCAGAAGGGUGACAAGCCUGUGCUUCAAAGGGUUGCGACCCUUCCAACCUUGCCCAAUGUUGGACCCAUCUCCCCUGAUGCUCUUCCCACGAUGCCAUCGCUCCAGCGCUCCGAUACGGUGACCUAUUCGGAAAGUUCAGAGGGGAUUGAAAUGACGAAUAGCAUCGGACACAAUCGCCCGGUGCCCUCGCGAUCAGGCACUGGUCAGUCUAGAGCCCCCCUCCUUGAUGCAGCUGCUGAGAUGGGUCAAGGUCCACCACUUUCAUCCUUCCAACCACCUACUCGCCGUCCCACGGUUCAGUCAAACUAUAGCGGAUAUAGUGGAUAUGACAAGGGAUUUGCACCACCACCACAGCGAGGAUACAACACAUCAUCCCCAGCGCCGCCCUACCAGGCUUACCAGGCCUAUAACCCUUCCUCAAACUCCAGCUCAGCCCCAUCCGCAUAUGGAGCUGAAUCAGACUUCCACGCCUACAGCAACGAUGGCCGAAACAGCCCAGCGCCCUCGAGCAGGUACAGCGGCUCUGUGGCACCCCAGUACGAACCCGUACAGCCUCAUCCCGCCGCCGUAAGAAGCGCCACUGGGCCGUAUCCUCAGAGGGGCCCCCCUCGUUAUGCUCCUCAGAGGAACAACACUGCGCCGGUGCCUAGUCGGAUAGCAGAAUCGGACUACGAGUCAUCGUACUCCGCUCCGCCAUCUCAAAGUUAUAACUAUAACCAACGCGGCCCGGGGCCCCGGGGUUACGGGUACGAUGCUGAGUCGCAAAAUGACAGGUACUACUAA
Molecule: messenger RNA, 1686 nt
Organism: Clonostachys rhizophaga
Lineage: Eukaryota; Fungi; Ascomycota; Sordariomycetes; Hypocreales; Bionectriaceae
Source: the annotation of a GenBank genome assembly